ACAGAAAAAAUCUAUCAGCAUGAAAUUGGAACUAAGAGAAUCAUUAACGUCGAGUACUGGGAUGCUGUAUAUGGGUGGCUAAAUGGUUUUAUAAAUGGAAAACAAUUUGUUCCUCAAUCAAAAGAAGAUAAAGAUGAAGCCUUUAGCGAAUGCCUGGGUUUUCAAGAGGGAUUCUUUCUUCGAGAGACUUUUCCAAAUGUAGUCAGUGAAACACCAGUGAGACUGCCGAUGUGUCGGGAUUACAAAACUUAUGACGGCACAUGUACUGACAUGUACUUUAUGUAUGCCAGAAGGUGCAAUGGACAUCUACAGUUUGAUAUAUCAUUCAUAGCAGACUACGGUUGCGACAAUUGUUUGUGCUUUGUGCACCAUGGCAAUGUUAAAGUCAAACCUGAAAGUGGUCAUGAAAUUCUAAAUACUGAAGUCAACGGUAAAUUUCGUAAGGCGUACAGACCCUUUCUGCAAUACAAGUGUGAAUUUGAGAUGAUCGAUGGAGAAACGUAUAUAACAAACUGGUAUGUAAACGGUACCUUCAAAGUUCAGAUGGGACCUUCUUCAAAUCAAGACGAAUUUCUAUAUAAAGAAGACUCUUUAUCAGCUCUUGGACCUGGUUAUGAGGUACAAUGUGGUGUGAUCACGGUGGAUAGAAAUGAGUCCCUUGAAGUAUUUAGUGAUAUUUUCUACGCAGGAUUAAAAAUUAAGGGCGGGGCUAUCACGCUGAGUAAGAGCGGUUCUGCUACCGUUGAUAUAGUGCAGACGAUUCCUAUAGGCUGCUAUUACACUGACGACGACGAACCAAAUUGUGAAGAAAGAAUUACGUUUGAAGACGAAUCAUCUGUGUCUGAUAUAUGUGCAGGAAAACUUCGAGUACAAAACAACGCUGAUGUUGGAAAUUCUUUCGUAAAAAUAAAGAGUUUAAAGAAAAAUGAACAAUGGACAAGUACCACACACAGGAUAAUGUUGACAACUGCUGACAGCACAUAUGACGAUGCAACAAAGUUCGACUUACAAGUAUACGUAACAGACACCACCGGCCAUGACAAACGAAGAUCAGUCAGAUCAGAGACUAUAGGAACCAUUCAUGUAAAAGUAACAGACAAUAACAGACAUCGGAACAAAAGAUGUUACUCACACGUCGAUCCACAUAUGAAAACUGUUGACGGAUUGAAUUAUGAAGCUCAGGAGGAAGGAAAUUAUACAUUAUACAGAAACAUAAAAUACCAAACAGAGGUUCAACAGUCAGCUCAGUAUUGUAUGCCUGGGUCAAAUAGCGGACCAGUGUGUGCAUGUGGAAUAGCAAUAGCUGUUGGAGCAGAUACUUUCAUCUUUAAUAAAUGCUUUAACACCAUAUUCAAAUUUGACCUGAAGUGUAAUGAGGGUGGCCUUAUUGAUAUCGACCAAGUGCACCCCUAUCGUUAUAGGGUCAGAACGCCAAUUGGUACCAUUAUCGAAAUAACUUUUAUUGGAUGGAGUAACACACUGGACAUUGAUAUAUACAUGUCUGCUAAAGAUUACGGCAAUGUUGAUGGAUUAUGUGGAACAUUUGAUGGCGACAGAAGCAAUGAUCUUCUUCACAGAGACAAAAAAACCAUUUCAAAUGACAAUAAUCGGAGCUAUCGCUUCGCAGAUAGUUGGAGAUUGUCGGAUGACGAAAACUUGUUUAAAAAUGAUGCACGUUUGUCGACACCAUGGAACACAAGAAUGAACGGAAUAGCAGACCAGCCUUGUAGCAGGCCUAACUCUAUUACAAAAAGGAAAUGUAAGAUUAAUCGUAGAAAUAGGCGAGCAACUAAAAUUCCUGUACUGCAAAAACACAGGAGACGGACGUCUGAAUCCCGAGAAAGAAGGAGCACAGACAGUUUCACAGAAGAAGAAGCAUUUGCACUGUGUAACAGCUCCAUUUAUAAUACUCCAGCAGUUAUGGAGUUUCCGGACUACCUUGCCGAAGAAGACCCGGAUAUAAUUGUUGAACAAUGUGUUUAUGAUUUGAUUCAUGGGAACGACACAGGCUGGGUAGAUGCACAUGUCACUAAUGUAAACAAUGUCGCAGAUACUGUUCUAAAUCUCAAUCCUGUAUUUGUUACAAAUAAUACAGACAAAGUUAACACCUUUCGUUUGCAAAUCUGUUUGAACAAUUGUAGUGGAAAUGGUGGAUGCCUUGAGACAGGAGUGUGUGAAUGUCAUGGAACAUUCCGUGGACCCGACUGUAGUGAUGACAUAAGAAUACCUCCUGUAGUUUAUGGUAUAGAAGGAAACGGGAUCUGUGAAAUCACAGAUGAGGAUGACUGUACUUGCUUCGAAAUCAGAUCUGAUAACAUAUUUGAUGGUUUUAUGUGUGACAUAAGUAUACAUAGGGUUUGUUUUCUCUUUUUUUCAACGCCUUUAUUUCAGGGUGAAUACAUAGCCUGA
This is a messenger RNA of Ruditapes philippinarum (Manila clam), 2409 nucleotides long. Its product is annotated as von Willebrand factor D and EGF domain-containing protein-like. The transcript has 16 exons. The coding region runs from base 229 to 2409 and encodes 726 amino acids. NCBI's taxonomy places the organism in Eukaryota, Metazoa, Mollusca, Bivalvia, Venerida, Veneridae. The record is from RefSeq and is a predicted model, not a curated record.